This is a messenger RNA of Humulus lupulus (European hop), 1416 nucleotides long. RefSeq names its product thioredoxin reductase NTRB. Gene Ontology annotation, cellular component: cytoplasm. The record is from RefSeq and is a predicted model, not a curated record. The transcript is spliced from 3 exons. Gene Ontology annotation, biological process: removal of superoxide radicals. Lineage: Eukaryota; Viridiplantae; Streptophyta; Magnoliopsida; Rosales; Cannabaceae. Bases 16 to 1254 code for a protein of 412 amino acids. Gene Ontology annotation, molecular function: thioredoxin-disulfide reductase (NADPH) activity.
CAACAACAAAAAACAAUGGAACAAUCCUCCUCUAGUAUGGGCCUCAAUCAUGGCCCAAAGCCAACUAAAAGAACCGGUUCUUCCUCCAAACACAACAACAACAACAGGCAAUAUCAGAGCCAGAGGAGCUUAGGUAUGAGUUUCCGCCCAAAUCAAAACACUCUCUUUACUCUCCUCAAAAAAGCUCGCUCCUUUGUUGGACUCGCUUCAACCUCAACCGCCGCCGCCACCGCCACCGUCGCUGCUACUUCUUCCUCCUCCGCCAUGGAUGCUCCCACCACUCUCCAGACUAAGGUUUGCAUCAUCGGAAGUGGCCCCGCCGCCCACACUGCCGCCAUCUAUGCUGCUCGUGCCGAGCUCAAGCCGAUUCUUUUCGAGGGUUGGAUGGCUAACGACAUCGCCGCCGGUGGCCAGCUCACCACCACCACCGACGUCGAGAACUUCCCAGGCUUUCCAGAUGGCAUCCUUGGAAUCGAACUCAUGGAUCGCUGCAGGAGCCAAUCCCUCCGAUUCGGCACCCAAAUCUUCUCCGAAACCGUCUCUCGCGUAGACUUCUCCACCUCUCCCUUUAAGAUCUUCACCGAUUCCAGAACCGUUAUCGCCGACUCCGUCAUCGUCGCCACCGGCGCGGUCGCAAAGCGCCUCUCGUUCCCCGGAUCGGACGACGGGGCAGGCGGGUUCUGGAACCGUGGGAUUUCGGCUUGCGCUGUGUGCGACGGUGCCGCCCCAAUCUUCCGUAACAAGCCGCUGGCGGUGAUAGGCGGGGGAGACUCGGCGAUGGAGGAAGCGAACUUCUUGACCAAGUACGGAUCGGAGGUGUACAUAAUCCACAGGAGGGACAGCUUCAGGGCUUCGAAGAUUAUGCAGAAUCGGGCUCUGAGCAACCCGAAGAUCCGAGUGGUGUGGAACUCGGCGGUGGUGGAGGCGUACGGAGAGGGAGGGAAGAAGUCUCUGGGAGGGCUGAAGAUCAAGAACUCAGUGACGGGUGAAGUGAGUGAUUUGAAGGUGUCUGGGCUGUUCUUCGCGAUUGGGCACGAGCCGGCCACCAAGUUUCUGGAUGGGCAGCUGGAGCUGGACUCAGAUGGGUACGUUGCGACCAAGGCAGGGAGCACGGUGACCAGUGUGCGUGGAGUUUUCGCCGCCGGGGAUGUCCAGGACAAGAAGUACAGGCAGGCUGUUACAGCUGCCGGAACUGGGUGCAUGGCAGCGCUGGAAGCAGAGCAUUACUUGCAAGAGAUUGGAUCCCAAGACUGACUAGUAGUACUACCUAUGGAGGUGCCUAUGCCUAUGCCUAUGCUAUCCAAGAAGAGCUUCUCCUCCACUAGAAGCAAAUUUUAGCUUACUUUACACUCAUAAUGUAUUGGAAUUGGAAUUGGAAUUGGAAAGGGAAUUUGAAUCUACUAUUACUUGGAUUUA